Messenger RNA from Gastrolobium bilobum, 1766 nucleotides. Its product is annotated as malate dehydrogenase, chloroplastic. NCBI's taxonomy places the organism in Eukaryota, Viridiplantae, Streptophyta, Magnoliopsida, Fabales, Fabaceae. The transcript has 2 exons. Gene Ontology annotation, biological process: tricarboxylic acid cycle; malate metabolic process. Bases 200 to 1441 code for a protein of 413 amino acids. Gene Ontology annotation, molecular function: L-malate dehydrogenase (NAD+) activity. The record is from RefSeq and is a predicted model, not a curated record. Gene Ontology annotation, cellular component: cytoplasm; mitochondrion.
AGCAUUUUGGGAGUAGAUACCAGAUUGAUUCUCUUAGAACUUCUUGUUUGCGGUGUCUAUAUUUAUUCUCUGUGUAUUGGGCGGGUGUUACCAUUCGUCCACCAACCACAGGCGGAGAUUCCAAUCAGAACGUUCCUUCUUAAAUCUGUCUCUCUCUCUCUCUCUCUCUCUCUCAAGUUCCCUUUCCUCAGAGGUUGAGAUGGCAGCAGCAUCAGCAGCUACCUUCACAAUUGGAAGCAGCACUUCCCUCGGUCAAAGAGGGAGUUCACUUCCUCAAUCAAAGCCUUUAGGGUUGAAGUUUAACUCCCAGAAUCAUUUGAAGAGCUUCUGUGGCCUCAAGGCCUUGUCAUCUGUGAGAUGUGACUCGGAAUUAUCCUUCUCCGGCAAGGAAACUAGUUCUGCUCUCCGGGCAUCUUUUGCAUCCAAAGCUCAAAAGGAAAACCAGAACCUCCGGUUCUUCCACUUGCAGCCUCAGGCAUCCUUCAAAGUUGCGGUUCUUGGUGCUGCUGGAGGGAUAGGUCAGCCGCUUGCACUUCUUAUCAAGAUGUCCCCAUUAGUUUCUGACCUUCAUCUCUAUGAUAUUGCGAAUGUCAAGGGAGUUGCUGCUGAUCUCAGUCAUUGCAACACACCCUCACAAGUCAGGGAUUUCACAGGAGCUUCUGAGUUAGGGAAUUGUUUGAAAGGGGUGGAUGUUGUUGUUAUACCUGCUGGAGUUCCAAGGAAGCCCGGCAUGACUCGCGAUGACCUUUUUAACAUCAAUGCCGGCAUAGUCCGAGACUUGGUUUCGGCUGUUGCAGAUAAUUGCCCUGGUGCUUUUAUUCACAUUAUCAGUAACCCAGUGAACUCUACAGUGCCUAUUGCUGCUGAAAUUCUGAAACAGAAGGGUGUGUAUGACCCUAAGAAGCUCUUUGGUGUUACUACGCUGGAUGUUGUGAGGGCAAACACGUUUGUUGCUCAGAAGAAGAACCUGAAGCUGAUUGAUGUUGAUGUCCCAGUUGUUGGGGGCCAUGCUGGGAUAACCAUUCUUCCUCUGUUGUCGAAGACAAAACCCUCAGUGAGUUUCACUGAUGAGGAAAUUGAGGAGUUAACUGUCAGGAUUCAAAAUGCUGGAACUGAAGUUGUGGAAGCAAAGGCAGGUGCAGGGUCUGCUACUUUGUCGAUGGCAUAUGCAGCAGCUAGAUUUGUUGAAUCAUCUCUUCGUGCACUUGAUGGAGAUGGGGAUGUGUACGAGUGCACAUUUGUACAAUCAGAUCUGACUGAGCUUCCGUAUUUUGCUUCAAGGGUGAAGCUUGGUAGGAAAGGAGUUGAGGCUUUGAUUCCAUCAGACCUCCAAGGGUUGACUGACUAUGAGCAGAAGGCUUUGGAAGCGCUUAAGCCAGAACUUAAAGCCAGCAUUGACAAGGGGAUUGCUUUUGCUCAGAAGCAAACAGUUGCUGCUUAACUUUCCUUUGACAAAGCAUUUUAGUAGCAAGUGUCCUUAUAAGAGAAUGUCUACGGGGGAUCUCUUGGGUUUGGAUUUAUUUGAGCAUAAAUACUACUUAGAGAACUUAGGUUGCGGAUUUGUUGUAGCAUCAUUACUGCUUCCAAAACUUAGCAUUCAAAUUCUCCGUAGUAUCAAUUCUACUUCAAGUUUUGUUAGAACAGGAGGGAGCUUCCAUUUCUGUUCUAUAUAUUGAGCUUGAGUUUUGGUCAGAAAUCCUAAAACAUGUCACUAUUAUCAUGUUGAAUUGGAAAACGUAAACGUUGCUUUUGAAUAAUAUGACCAU